AUGGCGGCGGUGAUCCGCAAGCGCCCGGCGCCGGACGGGCUGUUCUGUCCCGCGGCGGGGGCCGGCGGUCGGGAGAAGAAGCGGCCGCGGUACCAGUUCGGGAGUAUCUACAACUACGAGAAGCUCGAGGUGCUCGGGGAGGGCACCUACGGCGUCGUGGUGAAGGCGCGGGACCUGCGCACGGGCGAGGCGGUGGCCAUCAAGUGGAUCCGCCCUGCCGUCGCGUCCGCCCGCGGCGUCGACGGCGCGGUCGCGCCCGACCUCCGCGCGGUCUUCCGCGAGGCCGGCUGCCUCUCCGCGUGCCGGGGCCACCCCUCGAUCGUGCAGAUGCGGGAGGUCGCCGCCGACGAGGUCACCGGGACGUGUUCAUCGUCAUGGAGUUCGUGGGCCCCAGCCUCGAGAGCCGCCUCACGCGGCGCUUCUCCGAGGGCGAGACCCGCGCGAUCAUGCGCCAGCUCCUGCGCGGCGCCGAGGAGCUGCACGGCGCGGGCAUCAUCCACCGGGACAUCAAGCCGGACAACAUCCUCGUCGGCCCCGGAGGCGCGCUGA
This is a messenger RNA of Panicum hallii, 549 nucleotides long. Its product is annotated as CBL-interacting protein kinase 22-like. The record is from RefSeq and is a predicted model, not a curated record. Lineage: Eukaryota; Viridiplantae; Streptophyta; Magnoliopsida; Poales; Poaceae. Gene Ontology annotation, biological process: protein phosphorylation. Gene Ontology annotation, molecular function: protein kinase activity; ATP binding.